AUCCAGAUUCACAGAUAGACCCGUUCUGAUCCUACAGAACAGACAGACUGACAGAGAGAUAGACAGACAGACAGACAGACAGAGAGACAUACAGACAGACAGACAGAGAGACAGAUAUACAGAGAGACAGGUUAUAGCUGGAUUGUUUGUUUGGACAUUGUUGGAUAACAUCCUGUUCUCCUGCAAUGGCACCUUGCUCUACCCUCCUCCUCGUCCUCCUCGUCCUCCUCCUCUCACCAUGUACAGCUGCUCGUCCUGCCAGCGACAAGCAGGUUGUGAGGUUAUUUGGAAGCCAUCUCCUGUCCCUCAUCAUGGCCCCCCCUCUCUAUGAUGACCUCACAGAGGCCUCGGCACAGAGCCCCGUCUUUUCCUCCUCUUCUACGAGCGGAUUGGCCGCCAGACCGCAAGAGGUCCGCCGGUUCUUCCUUGACUUACUCAAGAGCAACAGGAAGUUGCGGGGGCGCAGCAGGAAGCGUAUGGCGGGCGGUAGAGGCUGUUUUGGAAUGAAGAUGGAUCGUAUCGGCUCUAUCAGCGGGCUGGGCUGCUAGUCACCCUCACUGAGCUACCACCAUGAUGACACUUUCCAUGACAUCCCACGGUGACGUCAAGCCGUGAUGUCACCUCCAUGACAUCAUGUCCACGACGGUACAUCCACGAUGUCACAUCCGCAAUGUCACAUCCAUGUUGGAUCUUUAACAGUCUCUGAACUGUUAACCUCGACCCCUGGCCAAACCGCCAGCAGCACUCUGGAAGUUACAUCGAUGACUGUGAUGUCACACUUUGAUGUGACAUCACACUGUGAUGACACAUCCAUGACGUCAUGUCCCUGAUCUCACACCAUGAAGUCAGAUCAAUGACCAAACGUAACGUCCAUGUUGGAUCGUUAACAGUCUCUGUUGACUGUAGCCCUUGACCCCUGGCCACUACGCCAGAAGAACUCUAUUUCAGUGUGUGUGUGUGUGUGUGUGUGAAACAUAAAGAUACGUAAACGUGACAUGCUUGUCAAGCUGUUGAACUUCAGAAAUAAAAGGAUAGGAAGGUGAAGAGUCUUCAAUGAUUGCAUGAGAUCUUUCCACUCUAGAUAUUCUUAUUGAUUAUAGAAACAGUAUACAGAUAGAGGUAAAGGUCAAAGAAAAAGAUAGAUUUGAGAUACCAAUUCAUGGUUUUGGUUAAAGGCCAUUGCAAUUUAAAUUGUAGAUUUGUAGAAACAGUGUUCGCUGUCCUGGCUGGAUGACGUUGCCAAGCAAGACAUUUUAAAUAUUUUAGAAAGACAGUCUUAUAUAUCAGGGUUAAAUAAAGAGAUUGUAUGAAUAAAAUAAA
Molecule: messenger RNA, 1320 nt
Organism: Gadus macrocephalus (Pacific cod)
Lineage: Eukaryota; Metazoa; Chordata; Actinopteri; Gadiformes; Gadidae
Gene: nppcl2
Product: natriuretic peptide C-like 2
Exons: 2
Coding region: 186-548 (120 amino acids)
Biological process (GO): cGMP biosynthetic process; receptor guanylyl cyclase signaling pathway
Cellular component (GO): extracellular region
Molecular function (GO): hormone activity; hormone receptor binding
Source: RefSeq, a predicted model, not a curated record